AUGGAGGUGAGCACCCUGUCCCCAUCUCCUGCCUCACCCACUGAAGGAGAUGAUCUCUGUGAGACAGAUGUCACCAUCGUGGUCACCCACAGUUUGACCCUGCUCGUCUGCCUCUGUGGGCUGGUUGGGAAUGGGGCUGUCAUUCGCCUCCUCAGCCUGAAGGGUGAUAACUUUUUCAUCCGUGCAUUGGCUGUCACCGACUUCCUCUUCCUUCUCCUCACAGUCCCCUCUGCCCUCAUCCUCCUGGUGGAGGACGUGUACUGCUCUCUUAUCCUGCCCGUGCCGCUUUUGCUGAUGACUUUUGGCCUUUCAAUGUAUAUCAAAAAGGUCUUGAAACGCUGCUGCCGCCGUGACGUUCCUAAUGAUCUGCUUUGGGUGGUGAUGAUUGUCCAGUUUUGGGCUUUCUCUGCUCUCUUCAAUGAGAUUCCCACACUGACAUCCCAGUGCCAAUCAAAUGAUCAGGAGCACUGCCGGGCAGCCCUCAUCACCAUGUGGGCCAUCAUCCUGCUGCUCCUUGUCACACCCAUAACUGUGCUGGUCAUUUCCAGCACAAUUAAUUUAAUUAAAGCCAAGUGGGGCUCCGAGCAGAAGCAACCCGAGGGGCUCGACAUCGUUAUCGUCUCCAUUGGUCUCUUCACUCUCCUUUUCAUCCUCUGCAAUUCCCUGCAGCAGCUUGGUUACAUUAUUGUGGCCUCCCAUUUCUUUUUCCUGCUCACCUGCAUCAACUGCAGCAUCAAACCCUUCAUCUACUUCUUGGCAGGGAGGUGCUGGAGGUCCUGCUCUGUGGAGUCCCUCCGGCUCUCCCUCGAGAGGGUCUUUGACUAG
Messenger RNA from Zonotrichia albicollis (white-throated sparrow), 825 nucleotides. The record is from RefSeq and is a predicted model, not a curated record. NCBI's taxonomy places the organism in Eukaryota, Metazoa, Chordata, Aves, Passeriformes, Passerellidae.